GACAAGGCCAGCAAUAGGAGUGGAGUUAGUCGACGAAUAGUUCGGGAAAACACUGAGUCAUGGAUUGAAAAAGGAGAUAUGGCAUGGCUGUACAGAAUCUGGUCGAGCAUAUGGUCGUCGCAGAACAACAACAUCAUCUGUCGAACCCUAUGUUGCUCUACGAGUUGGUGGAUAGAUUGCCACCGAACUUCAAGCUUGAGUGGGCAAACUACAAGCGAACAAGGAUAGACGUGAACCUGGCCACUUUCACCGAGUUUAUGGCCGACUUGGUAGCAAUGGCAAGCGAUGUGACGAUGCAUGUUGAUCCAGUGCAUGCAGCGUGUGCCAGGCAGGAGAAGAACACGCGUGAAAAACAUCAGAAGGAGAAAAUAUUUAUUCACCAUACGGGAUCGAGUGCGAACCAGGUUAGCAAAGGACAGGAAACUUCCCCUAAGGAUUCGGCGGAAUCGUCACCAGUGAAAACCUGCACCUACUGUAGUCAAGCUGGACAUCGUAUUAUGGAUUGUUAUUCUUUCAAACGAUUGGACGUUGAGGGUCGAUGGAAAGCAGUCCGAGAGAAAGGUUUGUGUCGCAUUUGCUUGGUGCCUCACAAAUCAUGGCCGUGUCGUUCCAAAAGGGAAUGCGUAUACGAGAACUGCCGAUUACGUCACAACUCACUGUUGCAUUGUGCAGCUCCAAGCAACAAUCAGCCCAGUUCGUCCAAAGCUCAAGUGAAUUCGAGUAAUAUUGCUCAUCAGAACCACCAUUUUCUGAAAGCUUGCUCUCUUUUACGUUACCUACCGAUUACACUCUACGCAAACGGUAAUGAGGUAAACGUGUUCGCCUUUCUGGACGACGGGUCAACGUCGACGAUCAUGGACGCUGAGAUAGCUGAACGGCUUGGAGUAGAAGGCCCAGAAGCACCACUGCAUCUCUGCUGGACAGGUGACGUGUCGAGGGUCGAAGAAAAGUCACAACGGAUCCAGCUGAUAGUUUCUGGAACAACUAAGAACCAACGAUACUCUUUGUCAAACGUACGAACGGUCAAACACCUCAAGCUACCGAGCCAGACAUUGAACUACGAGGACAUCUGCAAUGUACAUCCGUACCUCAAGCAUUUGCCCAUAACAAGUUACUCCGAUGUCAGACCAAGGCUCAUCAUUGGGGUCGAUAACGUGAAACUGAUCAGCGCGUUAAAGAUAAGAGAAGGAGGUAAUGGAGGUCUCAUAGCCGCUAAAACCAGGCUUGGUUGGAGCAUCUACGGCCGGCAUUCGGAACCUGAAGGUAGGGAACAGCUGCAUUUUCACACGGUCCAGGAGAAACAAGUUCCUGACAACGCAAUGCUGUAUGACCUGAUGAAGCAAUUUUUCAACAUCGAAGAGUCGUGUAUCACAUUGAAACCGGAAUCCGAGGAUAACAAGAGAGCUAAUCAAAUUCUCGAGAAUACAACUAUUCGCGUUCCAACUGGUUUCGAAGUCGGCCUUCUGUGGAAGGAGGAUGAACAUAACCUUCCCGAUACUUAUCCACUUGCACUCCGUCGUUUAAAAUGCUUAGAAAAGCGUUUGCUGCGGAACCCAGACCUCUACGUCAAGGUUAAGGAAUUGGUUCAAAGUUACAUAUCCAAAGGCUACGCACAUCGCGCAUCGAAGACUGAGUUGGAUUCCGUGCACCAGCGACAUACCUGGUAUCUGCCACUUGGGGUGGUCCAAAAUCCCAAAAAACCGAACAAGGUUCGUUUGAUUUGGGAUGCAGCUGCAACCGUGGAGGGUUUGUGCUUCAACGAUCUUUUGUUGAAAGGCCCAGAUUUGCUGGUUUCGCUCAUCGCCGUGCUGAUAAGGUUCCGCGAGAGAAAUAUAGCGAUUGGUGGAGAUCUGCGAGAAAUGUUUCACCAGAUCAUUAUUCGUGCAGCAGAUAGACAGUUCUUGCGUUUUUUGUGGAGAGAUAACCCGGAGGAUCCACCGCAAGUGUACGUCAUGGAUGUAGCCAUUUUCGGGGCAUCCUGCUCUCCGUGUAUAGCGCAGUUCGUAAAGAACAGAAAUGCGGAGGAGUUCUCUGAGGAGUUUCCACGAGCAGCGAAGGCAAUCACCAACAACCACUAUGUCGAUGACUACCUUGACAGCGUGGACACAGUGGACGAGGCGAUUGAGCUGAUGAAGCAGGUGAAGUAUAUCCACGCCAGCGGUGGAUUUGAGAUCUGUCAGUUUGUAUCGAAUUCCAGGGAAGUUUUACAUAAUCUUGGAGUACUGCAGGAGGUUUCUAACAAGAAUCUGAAUCUGGAUUCGGAGUCGGAACGAGUUCUAGGAAUGUUCUGGAUUCCCGGUAGUGAUAUAUUCACGUUCACGUCUCCAUCAAACUCUGAGCUGUCGUCUCUGGAUAGCCGUCUGUCAAUUCCGACAAAAAGGCAAGUACUUCGAAUCAUAAUGAGUAUUUUUGAUCCGUUAGGGUUGAUAGCUCACUUCAUAAUACACGGCAAAGUUUUGAUGCAACAUAUUUGGCGAGCUGGGACAAACUGGGAUGAACUGAUCCCUGAGCAUUUGCAACACACUUGGAGAGCAUGGCAGGAGUACCUUACACAUCUGGGUGAAAUCCAGAUUCCACGAUGUCUUCUGGGUUGUACUCGUUCGGAUCAAUCAAGGGUAUCGGAGUUACAUGCAUUUGUGGAUGCGAGUCGACAGGCUUAUGCAGGGGCCAUCUAUCUGCGAACAGUAGGUGAAUGUGGAGUUGAGUGUUCCCUCAUCAUCGCCAAAAGCAAAGUUGCCCCUUUGAAACCCGUAUCUAUACCUAGACUGGAAUUGCAGGCGGCGUUGAUUGGAGCCCGCUUGAUGGAAAAUGUUUGCCAGCAUCUAACGCUUCCAACUACCCGGAGGGUAUUCUGGUCGGAUUCGUCGACAGUGCUUUCCUGGUUAAAUUCGGAUGCCGUCCGUUAUCAUCAAUACGUGGCAUUUCGUAUUGGAGAAAUUCUCUCCACCUCCAAAGUUGACGAGUGGAGGUAUGUGCCAUCAGGGCAGAAUGUAGCAGACGACGCCACGAAAUGGAAAGCUGGUCCAGAUUUCAGCAAGGAAAGUCUCUGGUUCAACGGACCCAAGUUCCUUCGCUUACCAGAAACUGAAUGGCCGGUUCACCGAAAGCCUCAAGACACUGCGGAAGAACAAGUGCGACAGUUGUUUCACCAUCAGGAAGUAGUGCAUGACCCUGUUGUCGAUGUGAGCCGCUUCUCCAAUUGGCUUCGCUUGCACAGGACAGUUGCGUACGUAUGUAAAGCUGCCAGACUGUUUAAGGAACGAGCUGGGAACUAUAAAAUCCGAAGAGAGCUGUCUUCGGAAGAGUUUGCUGAAGCGGAAAACUUAUUGUGGCGGCAAGCGCAGGAGGAAGCGUUUUCACUGGAAUAUCUGCUACUGAAGACAAAAGGAGAUGGAGAGAACGAACCGAUGGUGGAAAAAUCGAGUCCACUUUAUAAACUGUCGCCGUUCAUGGAUCAAUUGGGAGUCAUUAGAAUGGGCAGUCGUAUUGGGGCUGCUCCAUUCGCCCCAUACGAAGCUAAGUACCCCAUUAUCUUGCCGAAAAAGCAUCCGAUAACCUUCCUUCUUACUGACAGCUACCAUCAACGUCUGCUUCACGCCAACAACGAGACGGUCUUCAAUGACAUGAGGCAAAGGUUCUACAUUCCUGCUUUGCGACGGCUGGUGAGAAAAGUAGCUGCCGAAUGUCAGCGGUGCAAGAACUCCAAAGCGAUUCCUCGGAUCCCUCGGAUGGCACCGUUACCAAGAGCUCGGCUGACUCCGUUCGUGAAGCCGUUUUCGUACGUUGGUAUUGACUAUUUCGGGCCGAUGUUGGUCAAAGUGGGAAGAAGCCAAGUCAAGCGCUGGGUGGCUUUAUUCACCUGCUUGACCAUCAGGGCGGUGCAUAUGGAAGUGGUCCACACUCUAUCGGCGCAAUCGUGCAUAAUGGCAUUUCGGCGGUUCGUGGCACGACGUGGGGCGCCUCUAGAAGUAUACAGCGAUAACGGUACCUGUUUCGUUGGAGCGAAUCGACAACUAAAGAUGGAAAUGAAGAAGAUCAAUGAAAACUGCGCUUCGACAUUCACCAACGCGCGCACAAAAUGGAUUUUCAAUCCACCUGCAGCACCACACAUGGGUGGCCUAUGGGAACGGAUGGUACGAUCCGUAAAAACAGCCAUGUUUGCCAUUGGGAACGGACUGCGACAACCGAACGAGGAGACUUUCGAAACCAUUGUUCUAGAAGCCGAAUCAGUCGUCAACUCACGUCCUCUAACCUACAUCGCUCUCGAUUCGGCGGAUCAAGAAGCACUUACGCCGAAUCACUUCCUGUUGUAUGGGACACAGGGAGUAAAUCAACCAGCAGUGCAGCCAAUAGACCAUCGUAGCGCGCUCAGAGAUAGUUGGAAGCUAGCUCAAUGGAAGAUCGACGAAUUCUGGCGCCGAUGGACUCGUGAGUACUUACCGGUGGUGGCGAGACGGUCCAAAUGGUUCGAGCCGGUGAAGCCACUCCAGGUAGGCGACAUUGUGAUCGUGGUUGAUGAUACGGCGAGGAAUCACUGGAUUAGAGGGAGGAUCACGGAGGUUUGCGUUGCUCAAGAUGGACAAGUCAGGAAGGCUAGGAUUCUAACAGCGAAAGGGAUCAUCUUGCGACCAUCAGCGAAGAUUGCUGUCUUGGACGUCUUCGGUAGUCCCGGACCACACGGGUCGGGGAAUGUUGCGACAACCACUGGGUCGUCACCGGGCGAUUGUGCGACCGGGCGCUCCCUCGACUUGGUCGAGUGA
Molecule: messenger RNA, 4760 nt
Organism: Ochlerotatus camptorhynchus
Lineage: Eukaryota; Metazoa; Arthropoda; Insecta; Diptera; Culicidae
Exons: 2
Coding region: 84-4760 (1558 amino acids)
Biological process (GO): DNA integration
Molecular function (GO): nucleic acid binding
Source: RefSeq, a predicted model, not a curated record